GAGAGCGCUGCCAACAUGCUGGCUGAUCUCCAGGGCCAGGUGUCAUCCCUGCAGGGCUUGGCCAGCGACCUGCAGGGCCUGGCCAGUGACCUGCAGGGCGAGAAGGGAAAGAUCAGGAUACUGGAGAGUGCCCUUGGCAAACUGGAGGCGGCCAGAGACAGCUGGCAAAUGGACCUCAGCAACCAACUCAGCCCGCCAUUGGGGUCCAAAAUGCAGGAGGUAAAGCGGGACAUGAAGGAUCUGGCAGAGCAGCAGCGAAUAAGCAAGGCUGCACUGGAUCAGUUGGUGACCCAGACAGCCGAGGAGGAGCAGGAGCAGCUGGAAGAGCUGAGGGUGAUGAAGAGCACGGGGCAGGAGGAGGCAGUAUGCCCCACGUGCAGCAGCGACACCAGCAUGCGUUUGGGGAAGCUGCUGCAGUGCUACGAGAAGCUGCGGGGGCUGGUGGACUCCCUCAUGUCGAGCAAGAAGAGGGGCGAGUUGGUGAGGCAGCUGCCAGGGAAGAGCCAGGUAGGGAGAUGGCAGCAUGGGGGACUUGGGAGGGGGCUGCCAGAACCAUGCCCGGCUGCUUGUGCUUCGGGGCUAUGUGGGGGAGUUCCUUGCUCCCCCCCAUAUUGUCUUGUAAAGUCUGCAGCACAGAGGGAGAUUCAAGCCAUGCUGCAGAUGUCCUGCUGGCACUGAGAGCCUAUGGCCACUGGCCCAGUA
This is a messenger RNA of Neopsephotus bourkii (Bourke's parrot), 702 nucleotides long. RefSeq lists its product as uncharacterized. The record is from RefSeq and is a predicted model, not a curated record. The coding region runs from base 16 to 678 and encodes 220 amino acids. Lineage: Eukaryota; Metazoa; Chordata; Aves; Psittaciformes; Psittacidae. The transcript has 4 exons.